Molecule: messenger RNA, 1161 nt
Organism: Pseudogymnoascus verrucosus
Lineage: Eukaryota; Fungi; Ascomycota; Leotiomycetes; Thelebolales; Thelebolaceae
Exons: 2
Coding region: 1-1161 (386 amino acids)
Source: RefSeq, a predicted model, not a curated record
AUGCCUGACAGCGACAAGGCCAAUCUGGCUCGCAUCCGCGACAACCAAAGGCGGUCCCGAGCGCGCCGGAAGGAGUACCUCCAGGAACUCGAAGGCCGACUCCGGCAAUGCGAACUCACGGGUGUCGAAGCCAGCUCCGAGAUCCAGGGCGCGGCGCGCAAAGUAAUCGAAGAGAACCGGCGCUUACGUCUGCUCCUUGCCCAACAUGGCUUGAGCCCCGACGACGCUAGCGAUGACGAUGGCAGCCAGCAGUGGUCGUCGAAUACACCGAGAAGCGAUGAUGCGCAGGCUCUAGAGACACUUCUUAACAUUCGCCGAUGGAAGUGCAGCGAGACGCAGGGGUCGCCGCCAGAGACGGGGCCGACGUCUACGAUGCCUGGUGAACAGAAUAUCGAUAUGGUCGCUAGCCCACCCGCGGUGCAGGCGGCGUGGAUGCCAUCGCCGGAGAGCAUGGAGGAACGGGGAGCGGAACAGCUUGAGAACUCGGGUUUGGGUCUGAACACAUUACAAACGGGAUGGGCGGCAUCACCGGAUGAUAUUCAGUACCAAGGGCUUCAGAAACUAGGCCGAGAAUCCGACCCUUGUACACCGGUAUCUUCGUACAGCUUUUCGAAUCAGUGCUGUGGAGGAAAUAGCUGCACUUCUAAUCCGAGAGAGCAACAGGCGCCAAUUCAACAGCAGCCUCAGCUACAGCCUGGAGGGCUGCUCGGAGCAAUUAAUAUGUUGGGUCCUAUGUCGACUCACGAGGAACAAAGAAAAGCCUUCGACAUCGCAGUCCAGGCCCAUAUUGACCCAAACCAAUACCGCUACCUCCAGCAACUACAGGCUCUCUAUGACCCCUCCAAAGCUCUCUACAACCCAUCCAUGUCUGUAUACCAGCAACCCCAACCUCGUCAAAUUCAGCUUCCAGUACGACCUGGCCCUUCGUUCCAAACACCACCAUACGUUAUCGGCCCUCCUAGAAGUACACCAAGUGCCCAGGCUAUUGGGACGAAUAGCUGCAUCUAUGCCACCGACAUGAUUACCGCGAUGGCAACCGAAGCUCUGCCAUCGGAUGUCCGAACCGAUCUUGGAUGCUCACCACAAUGCAGCACGGACUGCGAAGUGAGCAACCACGUCGUUUUCGAUGUCAUGGACCGGUACUCUGGUAUGGGACGUUGA